CGCAGAAAAGGGGCGUGGCCUCAUUCUGCUGCGCCGGCUCGGCCCCGCAGCAGCGAAGCGGGGGGGGGAGCGCUUCCCGCUCGCGGAAAUCUCCAAAAAAACCCAAAAAAACCCCGAAAAACCCCCAAAAAAAGCGUCGGGAGGGACUCGCCGAGGCCGCCCCCCGCUCGCCAUGGUGUCGCUGCUCUGCUGCGGGCCCAAAAUGGCCGCCUGUGGGCUCGUCCUCAGCGCCUGGGGCGUCGUGAUGCUGGUGAGGGGCCCUGAGGGGCCCGGAAGAUUUCGGAAUCUUGGGGGGAAUUCAGAGAUUUCAGGAGACAAUUUGUCAAUUUUUGGACGAACCCUCAAACCCGAACCCCCCCAAAAAACCCCAAAAACCCCAAAAUUCCUCUUUUUUCCCCCAAAAAAACCGCGGGAAUUUCCCUCCCUCAGCGGCCCGGAGCGCAUUUACCGCCUGUACGAGCAGGUCAGCUACAAUUGCUUCAUCGCCGCGGGGCUCUACGCGCUGCUGGGCGGCUUCUCGCUCUGCCAGACCCGCCUCAACAAGCGCAAGGAGUACAUGGUGCGCUGAGACCCCAAAACCUCCCUUUUUCACCCCAAAAAAACCCCCCGUUUUUCACCCCAAAAACCGCCCCCCGCGUUCCGCCCGUGUCUUUGGAGGACCAAUUUUCACCCGCCCGGAGCGCCGCAGAGAAGCGCGGGUGGGGUUGGGUAAUAAAGAGAGUUGUUGUGUA
Messenger RNA from Onychostruthus taczanowskii (white-rumped snowfinch), 731 nucleotides. It is a transcript of the gene RNASEK, whose product is annotated as ribonuclease K. NCBI's taxonomy places the organism in Eukaryota, Metazoa, Chordata, Aves, Passeriformes, Passeridae. Gene Ontology annotation, molecular function: RNA endonuclease activity. The transcript has 2 exons. Bases 173 to 568 code for a protein of 131 amino acids. The record is from RefSeq and is a predicted model, not a curated record.